GAUGGCCUUUAUAUUUACGUAAUCUUGCCUGAAGUCGCUCACAUCGGGGAUACGCGCUUUGCGUCGCUUGCGUGAUGGAGUGGCGAACGGUGGUGGUGAUAGUGCUGGUAGUGAGCCUCUGUUUUUUUAUGGUACCGAUAAGAGUGGGGCCUGACAAAAAUGCCGAGGACAUCAAACUGUUCGUCGAUUACGUUGCCCGAUACAAUAAAUCUUACCGGCACGAUCCGCCCGAAUAUAAUGAGCGAUUCGACCGCUUUCAGAGAUCACUACGACAUAUCGAGAGGAUGAACGGCUUUCGGUCGUCGCAAGAAAGCGCGUAUUACGGACUGACGGAAUUUUCCGACUUAUCCGAGGAUGAAUUCGUGCAACGGACUCUGCUUCCUGACUUAUCCUCACGAGGCCAGAUGCACAAGGCAGCAUCGUAUUAUCAUCGGCACACCAAGAACACGAAUAAUCGCUCGGAGAGGGAGACAAACGUACCUCCGAAGAUAGACUGGCGUGACAAAGGGGUGGUGGGGCCGAUUCAAAGUCAAGAGAUUUGCGGCGCGUGCUGGGCGUUCAGCACGAUCGGGGUGGCCGAAUCGAUGUACGCCAUGAAAAACGGAACUUUGUAUCCCUUUAGCGUGCAGGAAAUGAUCGACUGUAUGCCAGGCGACUUUGGCUGCCAAGGUGGUGACAUAUGCAGUCUGCUGUCGUGGCUACUGACGUCAAAGACCAAAAUCAUUCCCGAGAGCGCGUACCCUCUCACACGGCGAGACGACCAGUGCAAAUUGCUCAAGCUUUCGGCGAAGACGUCGGGUGUUGGCAUAACGGACUUCACAUGUGACAGCUUUGCGGACGCGGAAGAUGAACUUCUGGCAUUACUCGCCAGUCACGGACCCGUGGCGGCCGCCGUGAACGCCAUAUCUUGGCAGAAUUACUUGGGCGGUGUGAUCCAGUAUCACUGCGACGGCUCGUUCAGUAGCUUGAAUCACGCGGUGCAGAUCGUGGGAUACGAUCUGUCAGCGGGAAUACCGCAUUACAUCGUCAAGAACUCGUGGGGGACGGCCUUCGGCGACAAGGGCUACCUUUAUAUCUCUAUCGGCAGCAACUUAUGCGGCAUAGCCAAUCAAAUAUCGUCGGCUGAGGUCGACUAAUCGAUGGCGACGGCCUCGUUUGCGUUCCAGCGAGAGGCAAAUCGUGCAACCGUGGGACAAACGUGUGUUUGACGGUUUAAUGUGAGACCUGUAUGUUCAGUAUCUCUCUGUAAAGAUACAACGCUGCACGCGGAGGUGUUGAAAGACUGCGAAUUUAAUAAUAACACACUUAGGAAUAAAAACACUUGGUUAAACGUG
Messenger RNA from Harpegnathos saltator (Jerdon's jumping ant), 1334 nucleotides. RefSeq names its product cathepsin O. The record is from RefSeq and is a predicted model, not a curated record. Lineage: Eukaryota; Metazoa; Arthropoda; Insecta; Hymenoptera; Formicidae. Gene Ontology annotation, molecular function: cysteine-type peptidase activity. The transcript has 7 exons. Bases 75 to 1136 code for a protein of 353 amino acids. Gene Ontology annotation, biological process: proteolysis.